This is a messenger RNA of Brassica napus (rape), 736 nucleotides long. RefSeq lists its product as uncharacterized. Bases 229 to 420 code for a protein of 63 amino acids. The record is from RefSeq and is a predicted model, not a curated record. Lineage: Eukaryota; Viridiplantae; Streptophyta; Magnoliopsida; Brassicales; Brassicaceae. The transcript is spliced from 2 exons.
CGAACAACUCGAACCAAAAUGCACCGUUCCGAUAUACACCACAUUCCAACGUCAUUACUCUUCUUUUUAUAUGUUUUUUAAUUAAUAUACUGUAUAUAAAAUAGAAAACAUUUAGACUAUUUUCUUUUUUGGUCUCUGAAAAUACGGGAAAAACAAGACGUGACGAAGCUCCAUAGUUGGUGGUGGUCGAGAUCCGGCGUCGACGGGUUUCCUCCUCCUCCUCCGAUAAUGAUGAUGAUGAAGAUUCCGAGCGGCGUUGUCGCUUCAGUCAUUGCCUUCUUCACCGCUGCUCUCUCUUCUUCUUCCUCCGCUAUUCCACCAAUCUCCCCAAAGGCUUGGAAAUCGAGGAAGAUGGAGAAAAUGGAGCCUAGGUUUGAUGGGUUGAGGUUCAUAGAGACGUUGGUCACAGCACACAGAUAGAUAUAUUCAUUAUCACUUUUGUCCUUUGGUGCUGCAAAAGCUUUUGACACACAAAGCGUGAGUGCUCUCACUAGGGUCUUCUUCUCUUUUGUCCUUGUUGUCUUCUAUUAUACCAAAACAGUCUUUUCUUUUACAAUUUACAUUUGUGUACUGAGACUUGUAUGGUUGCGCUAAAGUGGCCAAUCGAGUGCCAUUCAGUUGUGUUUUUCUUCAUAUUUAUUUUUUGGUAUGAGCCAAACAUGUAUGGGCAUGACAUUGAGUUUGUCAAAAGUUGUAUUAAGGAUAAAAAGAGCAAUUAUAAAGGAGGGUUUAGUUA